GGCGCCAUGUUGGAGCGUCGCUGAGCGCGGGGUCUCGCUGUGAGCGCGGCCCGGUCUGCGCGGGACUGGGGCGGGGGAGCCGCGCGGAGCCGCGGGGGAAUCGCCCGGGCGGAUCAUGGACGUCGAGAGGCUGCAGGAGGCUCUGAAAGAUUUUGAGAAGAGAGGAAAGAAGGAAGUGUGUCCAAUACUGGAUCAGUUUCUUUGUCAUGUUGCUAAGACUGGAGAAACGAUGGUUCAGUGGUCUCAGUUUAAAGGUUAUUUUAUUUUCAAACUGGAGAAAGUCAUGGAUGAUUUCAGAACCUCAGCUCCUGAACCAAGAGGGCCACCCAAUCCAAACGUGGAAUAUAUUCCCUUUGAAGAGAUGAAAGAAAGAAUCCUGAAAAUCGUCACUGGAUUUAAUGGCAUCCCCUUCACUAUCCAGCGACUCUGUGAGUUGCUGACAGAUCCUAGGAGGAAUUACACAGGAACAGACAAAUUUCUAAGAGGUGUGGAAAAGAAUGUCAUGGUUGUCAGCUGUGUAUAUCCAUCUUCAGAGAAAAAUAAUUCCAGUAGUUUAAAUCGGAUGAAUGGUGUUAUGUUCCCCGGAAAUUCACCAGGGUACUCUGACAGAUCGAAUGUGAAUGGCCCUGGGACCCCCAGACCUGUGAGUCGGACGAAGGUUUCGUUGUCAUCUCCCAUGACAACCAACGGUUUGCCAGACAGCACGGAGCAUAAAGAGCCCAGCUUGCAGCAAACAGAGGAGAAGAAACACAGUGAAUCACCAGCGUCUGAAUCAGAAGGUGCUCAGAGCAGCCCGGUGAAAAAUAAGCACUCUGAGGAUGAUCCUGCAGAAGCAGAGGGACAUGAGGUAAAAAGACUUAAAUUUGACAAGGAAGGGGAAGCCAGAGAUGCACCAAACCAAACUGCCUCCAGUGAAGUCUCUUCAGGCAUGGGGGAAGAGACAGAAGCAUCCUCUACAUCUCAGGAGAAAGAAAAAGAUGCUACCUGUGCCAGACAGCACUGUACAGAGAAAGAGGAGGAAGAGUCCUUCAUGUCUCCCAGAAACGUUGGUCCGGACAGAAAAGACCAGGACAAAGACAGUGACUCCUCGAGUGUGGCUGAAGAGAGCUCUGAGGAGAGCAAUCAGAUGGAGGAGUCUGACCAGGCGCAGGCAGAGAAGGAUUCGCACUCGGCUGACACUGACAUCAGUGCAUCUGCCACCGGCGGAGCUGAGAGCAGUGACGCGGGAGAGCUGGGGUCCUACGCCACUGAAACUCCAGAAGACUCCUCAGAGAGCCCCAUGGAAAACAGUGAUGAAGCCACAGAAGCUGCAGAUGAACCUAUGGAGCAAGACUAAUUUAAAUAAACUUAGAGGCAGUAUUUUCCAUAAGGCUCCGGUUUUACACUGUAUAAAUAAUUUUAUGUAAUAAAGUGGACCUUUAGUUUUACAAAAAGAAGCAGGUUGUAAAAUAAACUUCUCCAUGGAUUGAACCUUGAAAGAGUUGUACGUGAUAAGAACUGUGAAUACCAGCUCCUUCAGGUCCUGCUUACCGCUGAACUUUCGUUUGGUCAAAUCAGUGGUUUGUGUAUAGUUUUUUUUAUUUAGAAUAAAAGUUUUUAAACUGGAAGGUAAUUAUAAUUUUGACAACUUUUUUGGAGAUCACCACACCUAGUUGUAUGUAAGCAAGAAAGCUUUUUGUCUUUGUCUUUUUCUGACAGCUCUAGCAGUUCCUUCAUAUUUUGGUUACAGUUUCAACAUUUGACAUGUGAAAUUCGGGGUUUCAGGCUGGUUUCUGGAUUUUUAUUUAAAUACACACCAAGAAACCUUCUGUUGUGUGUUUCAAAUGCGUUCCAUUUCACACACACGUCUCACACAGCAUGCACACCUCCGUGUACCCUCGCUGUUCUAAGGGGGAAAGGGUAUAUUUUUCUGUUUCUAUAAAAGAUAAAUACAGCAAAUACUUUUUCUAUAGGGAAAGACUGAGUUCACCUCUCAAGGCACUUUGCUUUGCCUCUGGAGAAACAAACCACAUGAAAUCUGGCCCGUAUGAAACCCUGGAAGUACUACCAUUGUUGAAAACACCAGAGUAAACACAUUCCGAGAGAACUGUUCCAAUGACAACAUUUUUGUAUACUUCUGAGGUGCCUGAGCGAAAGGAGUUCAUUUAUUUAUGAGAAAAUGUGCUUUUACCUUGAGAACGUUGUAAUCAAAACGUUAGCUUGAACUUUCGUAGAAGAAAUGUUUGAAAAUAAAACACCUUGGAAGAAACGAGCGGGUGCUUGCCUUGUUGAGUGCUUCUUGGAGCUCGUGAAUAUUGUCCAGAAGUGUCAGAGUUCCUCCAAGGUUUGCAGGUGGCAUCGGGCCCAUCACAGCACUGCAGGGGAAGGAUGGAGACGUGGCCCUGGUCACGUUCCUGAGCUCUACAAGGGUUAGGGGUGCAGAGGAAUCACCACGAUUUGUAUAACAUUUUGGAAGCGAACUAAGUAUUUUUGAACGUGCUACUUUGACAGCCAGUGUUACAUUUUUUUUCCAACCAGCUCAAAGCACAAACUACUGCUUUAAACUCGAUGUUUUCCAGUUCCCAUAUUUAAAAGACAUGCAAGCUGCAACCUCCCAGUCACGACUACUGGCUGCCAAAUUUAUACCUGUUUCUUCAACUGUACCUUUUUGAUAUUUAGGAUUUUUAAAUUUCUGUAAAGUAGAUUUUUUGUAGAUUGUAAUGAGUGCUCACUGCCAUUGUGAAACGGUAUAUAAUUGUAUAAUUUCUGUGUGUAAACUGAAUGCUUGGGCUUUCAAUACAGUAUUCAUAUAAAGCAAUAAAUAUUAAUGUUAUGAAA
This is a messenger RNA of Hirundo rustica (Barn swallow), 2817 nucleotides long. It is a transcript of the gene PPP4R2, whose product is annotated as protein phosphatase 4 regulatory subunit 2. The coding region runs from base 116 to 1336 and encodes 406 amino acids. Gene Ontology annotation, cellular component: cytoplasm; nucleus; protein phosphatase 4 complex. The transcript has 9 exons. Gene Ontology annotation, biological process: protein dephosphorylation. The record is from RefSeq and is a predicted model, not a curated record. NCBI's taxonomy places the organism in Eukaryota, Metazoa, Chordata, Aves, Passeriformes, Hirundinidae. Gene Ontology annotation, molecular function: protein phosphatase regulator activity.